AUGUAUAAGCAGGAAACAAGAACAAUUUUCCACCCCUAUGAUCAGCCUGCUUUAUCUAAAGAGAAAACAAAUUCACUUGGUAGAGUAUUUAAACUCAUGGAUCAUGAUAUUAAUCCAAGGAGAUUAUUUGGUCAUUCGUCAACGAAAUUAACGAAAAAAACAAAAUUCACUAAUGAUGAAAAAAUUUCCAAACACGAUCUCGAUCCAAUACGUCGUGUAUUUUCUAAAGUCAUCUCACAAAUAAAGGGUCGACAGUCAAAAAGUGAAAAGACACCGGCAGAGCCAAAUAUUCGUUCUUCUUCUGCUGCUGCUGAGGAAAAAUCUAAAGAUUCUCAUCCAACGUCAAGGACAAGUUUAGCGACGAGGAUUAUUUCCAGCCUUUCAAGCUCUCCGUCUAGAUUAUCGGUCAUAAAAAAGUCGACACCACUGACACACGAUCCAACUUCAUCGACAUCUGAAAUUCCAUAGCGUCGCUUCUUCUUUUCACUUUUUUUUUUUUUUUUUUUUUUGAAAAAUUACCAAUUUUGAUUCAUCACACCUGGGAACUUAAAAAAAAUAAAAAA
Molecule: messenger RNA, 563 nt
Organism: Leptopilina heterotoma
Lineage: Eukaryota; Metazoa; Arthropoda; Insecta; Hymenoptera; Figitidae
Exons: 2
Coding region: 1-468 (155 amino acids)
Source: RefSeq, a predicted model, not a curated record